This is a messenger RNA of Symbiodinium necroappetens, 930 nucleotides long. Lineage: Eukaryota; Dinophyceae; Suessiales; Symbiodiniaceae. The record is from the annotation of a GenBank genome assembly.
AUGGCGCCUUCGACAUUCGCAGUGGCCGUGUUGAUGCUGAUGCUCCCAGCAUCGGCACGCCGGAACAAGGAUGACAGCUUCGCCAUGGAAGCCUUGAUUUCAGAAGCUCGCGAUCCAGAAAAGGAUCUUGAGUUUUGGCUCACGACCUGUGGUGCCUCGCUGGGAUAUCUCCAGCGGUUGCACGGGGUGCUCAGCAACACGAUGAACUUCGACAAGGGUGCAGCGCUUCCACUGGCGUUUGAGUACGCCAAGAAGCAGCUUGACCCAGACCAGCUCAUCGCAAUGUACACCGUUCUCAGAGACAAGCUCCGUCUCAGCGUGGAGGAGGCCCGUUCGAGAGCUCCAGAGCUUCUCGAGAAGGAUGCAUCCCCCACACAGCUCAGCGACCUCUACACAGAGAUGACGGCCGGCGCAAGCUGGCUGAGUUGGCUGGUGAAAAGUCCGAAGGAGGCCCAAGGGCUUGCAAUGGAGUCGGCUGCCGCGGGCUGUGAACCUGACAAGUUCAAGAGUGCGUACCAGGCCAAUCAUGACAAGAAGACGGCUGCGGAGGAGGCAAUUCGGGCCUCCUUCGACAUGCAAGCGUAUCGCUAUGCGGACGAUGGCAGAUACUACACGGCCUCCCAGUUCGCGGACUACUACAAGUCUGGCGGUGAUUGGGUCGCGAAGUGGACGAACAGUCCAGUGGCACAGAAGGUGGCGGAGGAUGGCAAAGCAUACUCUGCUUCGCAGUUCAAGGAGUUUUUCAAGGAAGGCUGGUUGUCCAAGUGGAACGCAGCAACGUGGGCAACGCAAAGGCGCAUUACGGAACCUGAUGGAGGGGUCUACACCUUGGACGAGUUUGCCAGCUACUUCUUUCCUGAGUCCGAGUGGAAAUGGGCCGAAUCACCGGUGGCACUCUGCAAAGAGUGCACAGCAGCCAGCCACGCCUGA